AAUUCGAACAGUGAAAGUUGCAGCUGUACGGUUAUCCACAUCAAAAUCAGAUGAUGGCAGAUAUCACGACAUUAUGCCUGAUCCUUGGAAUAGCAAGUUUUUUAUCUAUUGACGUUUUCGGAUUUGAAAAGCGGUGUUUUCGCAACGAUUCCGACCCUAUUGGCGUGUUUACGUUGGUUUUGCGUCAGAACUACACCGCUGACUUCACCGAGCAAAUAUUGGCGUUGAAUGCAUUGAAUGGACCAUCCUCUUGUAAAAGCAAUGUUGUGGUGUUACCGACGACAGAUGUUAACGAGUUGAUCAUCAAAUACAACAUAUCAGCUCCAUUGCAAAUAUAUCCUUCUGACACCUGCCAUGUCCAGUAUACAUCGCCGGACAUCUUCACGGUGUAUGUUGCAGUACAGCAGGAUCCGGCUUUCAUCCAAGUCUCCGAUAAAUUUUAUUCAGCGACAUGUAACACAAGCGAUGUUGAUCCAGGAUUCAUAGAACUGGGCCCUUUGGACAUCACCAACAACAAAGAGUUUGAAUCAGCAAAAAAUCGAACCAGUAAUGUGACUAUGGAGCUUAUCGACGCGGUCACUGGUAUUGUGACUACGGCACCGAUACUUGGACAACUCGUGUGCAUCCGGAUAACCUAUUACUUUGAUGACAACGCCUUGGCCUCCGAAUAUCCCAGAGGCCUGCACAACUUUGACCUGACUGUAGGACCAGAUAGUGGAAGUCCUCUUACGACGACACUUGUAUUAGAUAAUGGAUGUCUUCCUGGACUGAGCAACAUUUUCGGACUAAAUGGAACGUUUAUUCACAACUCAGCCAUUAGUGGAGUAGGCUUCAACGUGUUCGAGACAGGUUAUUUUAUAAUUGUAAUGUUCCAAUCUUCCAACCAGCUUCACAUCACAUUGAGAUACUCUGCUGAAUGCUAUGAUGAGAGCGAAAACAAAUGUUUCAAUCAGAGGGCGUAUUGCACAAGCCUUAGUGGUCGAAAAAGAAGGGCCAUCGACAGAGUAGUGAAUGGAUCAAAUUCGAUCAUUGUCAACAUUGGUUUGCCAGGACAAUCAACAACUGCACAGAAUGUUGGUCCGGUCAACAACAUCAAUGCACAUGAAUGUGUCGCCGACAACACCUACUGGAUCCUCGCUGUCGUUCUUGGUAUCGCCCUGCUGAUUGUUACCAUGGUAACAAUGUACAUCUUCUGUCGCGUGCGCUCUCAGCAACAGGAUGUCGACAGGAUCAGUGAGAAAUCCGGAUUCAAAAAUCCAGCCUUCUAAGAACUUUAUCUAACAUCUGUUUCCACUGCUCAUACAAACAGUUUGUUGUUAUUUGUUUUAUGUAAUCAGGAAAUAUAUUUGCACUAAAACCGUAUUCCAUAACGUUCUGAAAUGUUCAUGUUCUUUACUCGUUAUGUAUCACAAUAAGUUAUAUUGUUCACAGUUUUAUCUAAACAAAUCGCCUCUUAAAUUCUUGAAUUCAGUGAAUCCUUCUGUUUGAAAUGCAUAUGGUUUGAACAAAAAAACUUGUUUUAUACAAAUAUGUUUCUUUAGCAAAAAAGUGUUUUUUUAGUUCAUGCUAAAUUUUCAAUGUUGCACACAUAUUAAUCAGAAUUUUUUUUAACUUUGUAUUGAUGUAUGAAUGUUGUUCUGAUUGGGUCGCUACAAUUAAUAAGUUAUACAUCCUUUCCAUUUUUUAUCAUAAACACUUAAACAAUAAACGAAAAAGGCCAUAUAUUUAGAUCACGAUCCCUGCAAUAAGGGACAUGAUUUAGAAAGUAAAUUGUGUUUCGAGUUCAUUUACUAAACCUGUUUAUUGUAAAGUUAAAUUUUAAGUAAACAUAUUUUUGCUUAUUGUUUUUAUCUACAUCACAGUGAGAAUUUAUUUUGAUAAAAUACUUGUCAUAGUGCUUUCAUGUGUACACUUCGCUUUAAUUAUUAAAAAAUGGUUGCUUGUAUUUGCUUUAUAUUUCUUAACAUAACUUGUUCCUUUUUGUGUUAGCUUGCAACUAAUUUCAACCGUAGUCAGUUGCGAAAAUAAAUGUUCUUAAGUUUUAUACAUGACUAAAGUUCAUUAAAAAAACCCACUGUUUUUCGAUGUCAUGUACGUUCGGUCAAUUAAUAAAACAUGCAA
Molecule: messenger RNA, 2121 nt
Organism: Dreissena polymorpha
Lineage: Eukaryota; Metazoa; Mollusca; Bivalvia; Myida; Dreissenidae
Exons: 10
Coding region: 51-1268 (405 amino acids)
Source: RefSeq, a predicted model, not a curated record